AUGAAUCUUGAAGCAAAGUGUCAGAAAAUUUGUCGGACAACAGAGAGCUAUCUCUGUGAAAAGGUCCCAAAAAUUGGGUUGGAGAUGAGAACAGAGCUCCGGGAGACCCAUGUGGGUAACCCCAGGAAGGGCAGUCAGUAUCCGCAGAGGAACCACGAUGUGCAAUGUGAACCUGGAGUGUGGAGAAGGAAGAAAGAAGAGAAGGAAUUGGGACGGGGAGAGGAUAUUUAUACCUUCCCCGUGGCUGAAGGCAAACGGGGAAACUGGGGUGACAAGUUUUGA
This is a messenger RNA of Penicillium hordei, 282 nucleotides long. RefSeq lists its product as uncharacterized. The record is from RefSeq and is a predicted model, not a curated record. The transcript has 2 exons. The coding region runs from base 1 to 282 and encodes 93 amino acids. Lineage: Eukaryota; Fungi; Ascomycota; Eurotiomycetes; Eurotiales; Aspergillaceae.